AUGGAUUGGUGGGGAAAAGUGGUGUUCCCGUUGAGGCGAGCUUGGGAGGCCGUCGCCGCUCGCAUUGAGGCGAGCAGGAAAACCGGUGAGUUCCCGAAGCUCCCCUCUGCGGUUUCUUUCUCCCUCGCCUCCGGCCGGUUGCAUCCGAUUGAAGCUCGCGUCAUGUUCUCCUCUGCAAUCCCUGCUUCUCGUCCAAUCUCGCGAUGCGGCCGGCGAUUGGACCGGCAUGCCUUUUUGAUCUCACCUCUCUACCAGCUCUUCUUCGUCGCCUGAAAUUAUUCAGUCUCCUGCAGUUCAGUUAACAUCUGUGCACACAACUAGAGAUCUCCUGUUUUACAUCGCCUGAGCAAGUCCUUCCUGUCGUCCGAUGCAGCGUAUUCUUCAAAUCCUCGCUUCUGCAUUUCUGCGAUCUUCUCUGCAGGCACGGGGAUCCUGAAGCUUCACGACGACGUGCGGACCUGCGGGUACGGGGACGUGCAGGUGAUGUGGGAGAUGCUGCGGUCGGAGAUGGAGAUCUCCCACGCGACGAGGCGUAAGAGGAUCUGCUGGAGGGCGCUCCCCUGGUCCCGCCGAUCAGGGGGGGUGGAGCGCCAUCAACGUUGCUGA
Molecule: messenger RNA, 606 nt
Organism: Spirodela intermedia
Lineage: Eukaryota; Viridiplantae; Streptophyta; Magnoliopsida; Alismatales; Araceae
Source: the annotation of a GenBank genome assembly